GGGCUCUCUGCGUGCAAGGGGUGGGCGAGAGCAGUGCGAUGGGAGCGGGUGCCCGUGUGCAGAGGGAUCCUCUUCCCGUAUGUGUGCUGGGGACCGCGGUGUCGGGGCAGGGCUCAGCGAGGCGGUUGCUGCAUGCGGCGGAGCCAGCCGGGGUACUGCAGCGCCGGGCUUAGCCUCGCUCUGCGCCCCGGCGCUCAGCGCGGCCAAGGGUGCUUGCCCGGCUGCCCCCGCCGCUCGGUGCCUGCGCGGAGCUGCCGGACGGGGAACCUCGCUGGGAGAGCGGUGGAGCGCAGCGGAGUGGGGCCGCGGCGACCCCGGCCGCCGAGAUUCUUUAUCUUUGUUCAGGAGCCUAAGGUUGCUUGCUGAUCACAAGAAGAUGUUUCUGUGGCUCUUUCUGGUUCUGUCAUCUCCAGUUUCUUCUACAACUGCAGAUGCUGAUAUAUCUGUGGAAAUUUGCAAUGUUUGCUCCUGUGUGUCAGUUGAGAAUGUACUCUAUGUCAACUGUGAGAAGGUUGCAGUCUACAGACCAAAUCAGCUUAAACCACCAUGGUCUAAUUUUUACCACCUCAACUUUCAAAACAACCUGCUAAUUAUUCUAUAUCCAAAUUCCUUUCUUAAUUUUACAUACGCAGUGUCCUUGCAACUGGGUAAUAAUAAGUUACAGAACAUUGAGGGAGGGGCCUUUAUGGGUCUUAGUGCAUUAAAACAGUUGCACUUGAACAACAAUGAAUUAAAGAUUCUCCGAGCUGACACUUUCCUUGGCAUAGAGAACUUGGAGUAUCUCCAAGCUGACUACAAUUUAAUCAAGUUUAUUGAACGGGGAGCCUUCAAUAAGCUUCACAAGCUGAAAGUCCUGAUUCUUAAUGACAAUCUGAUUUCAUUCCUUCCUGAUAAUAUUUUUCGAUUUGCUUCUCUAACUCAUCUGGAUAUACGAGGGAAUCGAAUACAGAAGCUUCCAUACAUUGGAGUUUUAGAACACAUUGGCCGAAUUGUUGAAUUGCAGCUGGAGGACAACCCCUGGAAUUGUACUUGUGAUUUGUUGCCUUUGAAAGCGUGGCUGGAGAACAUGCCCUAUAACAUCUACAUUGGAGAAGCUAUCUGUGAAACACCCAGUGACUUAUAUGGAAGGCUGCUGAAAGAAACCAACAAGCAAGAGCUGUGCUCCAUGGGGACAGGGAGUGAUUUUGAUGUGCGCAUUCUGCCUCCCUCGCAGCUGGAGCCCGGUUACAGCACACCUAAUGGCCACACCACUCAAACGUCAGUGCACAGAUUAGUCACAAAGCCGCCAAAGACUACAAAUCCUUCAAAGAUCUCGGGGAUAGUAGCAGGCAAAGCACUGUCUAAUCGCAAUCUCAGUCAAAUUGUAUCUUUCCAGACCAGGGUGCCUCCUUUAACUCCGUGUCCAGUCCCCUGUGUUUGCAAAACACAUCCUUCAGACUUGGGAUUAAGUGUAAAUUGCCAAGAAAGAAAUAUAGAAUCAAUGGCCGAACUCAUUCCAAAACCAUUAAAUGCCAAGAAACUGCAUGUAAAUGGCAAUUAUAUUAAGGAUGUGGACACUGCAGAUUUCAUGGAGUUCGAGGGGCUGGAUUUGCUACAUUUAGGCAGCAAUCGGAUUUCCCUGAUCAAAGGAGAAGUUUUCCGCAACCUCACAAAUUUACGGAGAUUGUAUCUCAAUGGCAAUCAGAUAGAGCGUCUGAGCCCAGAAAUGUUUGCUGGCCUCCACAACUUACAGUAUCUGUAUUUGGAAUACAAUGUUAUCAAAGAAAUCCUAGCAGGCACCUUUGACUUAAUGCCAAAUUUGCAGUUGCUCUACUUGAACAACAAUCUUCUACGAAGCUUGCCAGCGUACAUAUUUGCUGGUGCACCCCUUGCUAGACUGAAUCUGAGGAACAAUCAUUUCAUGUAUUUACCUGUAAGUGGCGUUCUUGAUCAGCUGAAAUCCCUUACACAAAUUGAUUUGGAAGGUAAUCCAUGGGACUGCACUUGUGAUUUAGUUGCUUUAAAACUGUGGCUUGAAAAGCUAAAUGAAGGUAUUGUGGUGAAGGAAUUGAAAUGUGAAACACCUGUACAGUUUGCAAACAUUGAACUUAAGUCUCUGAAAAAUGAGAUCCUCUGUCCUAAACUUUUAAACAAGCCAUCUGCUCUGUUCACUAGUCCAAUGCCCGCUAUCACUUUCACAACACUACCAGGACCAGUUCGGAGCCCUCCUGGUGGCCCAGUUCCGUUGUCCAUCCUAAUCUUAAGCAUAUUAGUUGUGCUUAUUUUAACAGUGUUUGUUGCUUUUUGUCUUCUUGUUUUUGUGCUUCGGCGCAACAAAAAACCAACUGUAAAGCAUGAAGGGAUUGGAAAUCAAGAAUGCAGUUCUAUGCAACUGCAGCUAAGAAAGCACGAUCACAAGUCAAACAAAAAGGAUGGACUAGGUGCAGAGGCCUUCAUUCCUCAGACAAUUGAGCAGAUGACCAAAAGUCAUACCUGUGGCUUAAAAGAGUCUGAAACGGGCUUCACGUUUGCUGACCCACCAGGGCAAAAAGUCAUUCUGAGAAAUAUUAAUGACAAGGAGAAAGAUUUGUUGCAUGCGGAUACCAGAAAAAGACUUAGCACAAUCGAUGAACUGGAUGAGUUAUUCCCUGGGAGGGAUUCCAAUGUAUUUAUUCAAAAUUUUCUUGAAAGUAAAAAAGAAUACAACAGCAUAGGGGUCAGUGGCUUUGAAAUACGUUAUCCAGAGAAACUACAAGACAAAAAAAACAAGAAAUCUCUAAUAGGUGGUAAUCAUAGUAAAAUUGUAGUAGAACAAAGAAAAAGUGAAUAUUUUGAACUAAAAGCUAAACUUCAAGGUUCACCCGACUACCUACAAGUCCUUGAAGAGCAAACAGCUUUGAAUAAAAUAUAGGUCAUACAAUCUUAUCACCUACAGAGGACAUUUAUUUAAUGAUGAAAGUGCCUUUUGUUGACUUUUAACUUCCAAAUACUAUAUUAUAUUGAUAGGCAUAGAGGCAGGUGUGUCCAAGGGUGUCUUGAUUAACUGUAGCUGCAUAUGAAUUGUCAAGUAGAGGAGAAUUUCCUAAAUAGAUUUUACUACAUAAAGCUCAUGCCCCAUGGAAUCCUGUAAGGAUACUGCAAACUCUAUUGCCAAAGGGAUGCUUUAUACAUGUUACCCUGAAUUUAACCUCAAGAGGCAUAUAUGUUUUGUACCUUAAAUGCAAAACCAUCGUCUCCUUGUGAUUUGUUAGAACAAACACAAGAAACCUGGUACUGGUAUUUGUACCUCAGCUGGGUCCUUCAUCCUGCACGUGGAUUUAAAUUGGUGGAACUGGAGUAAUCCCUUGAUCUGUGGUGUUGUAAUGGCACUGUUUAAAGAAUAUCUGGAAAGUAACAAGCAUGCAAAGAGAGAACAUUUGAUAGUAUGUGUAAAUUGGAUACAUUUAUGGCCUGCAUUUUGAAACCACUGGAAUUAUAAUGUUAAAUUGUGCAAAUAUUUGUUUUAAAUAUACCAUGCAUUACAUACCUAUGAAAUAAAUUUGACCACUUGAAGCAUACAUGUCUAUACAAAGAAAUUAAAAAGAAAAAAAGAAAGAAAUAGUUCAGCCUGACUUCUGCAGUAUUUGUGGCAUCUGAAGAAAAUAUUUGAUGUUUAUGCAGAAUCUGUUAUAAGACUCAUCUCCAAUUAAAACUAGAGUUCCUUCUCAGUUACAUGAAAAACUUGCAACCCCAACAGGUUGUCCAGAAUUGUCAAAGUGCUUACUGUGUGAGCGUAGCAGAAAUUAUUUUUAUAAUAUAAUUCAUAUUUAUGAAAUACUUUGUAUACUAAAUAGGAAAAAUAUGUACUCCUUAAUAUGUAUUUAAUAUGCCUGACUUGUUUUCCUGAUCACAGUGCAUUAAUCAUUCAGUAUAAAUAAAACCAGAACAAUAUAAAAAACAGAAACUGGAGAUGUAUAGAAUUAUCCAGAAUUAAGUGAUCAGAUAUAAUAAUAAUAAAAUUGUUCUGUACUAUUCUUGUGAAAUUAGCAUAUUAUCUUAUUUCAGAUUUGUUACCAAUGGUGCAUUUUAAAAUAGAUUCAUUAGUUUUUUAGUAUUGUGUCUCAGGCAGUUAUUUGCCAUCACUUGUCUUGCUUUUCAGGGUUCUACAGCUUAAUCUAAGUAGUUUUCGCUACAAGUAUUAUCAGGAAUUCAUGGUAAGGGUAAUAUUUUAAUCGUAUAUGCAUAAGUUUUAUGUUCUUACCUGUCUGGCUGCUGUCUGUCAGGAAAAAAAUAACUGAUCAGACAGUGAACAAUAUGGCAAACCAUGUCUAUUUAAAACCACAGUGUAAAGUGAAUAUAGUGGUCUCAGUUCAGAGUAUUAUGUAGCUCGUAUCUAGAGAGUGAAAACUUGCCCUUGUGAAAGCUGAAUCUGAAUAGCCAGGGAUAAAUAGCAGUCAGGACAAUGGAAAAUCUCCACUGUAUCUCACUGAUAGAUGGCACCUGGAGAUGAGAAUGAAGGUCUAUUGGUAAGGCAUCAUACAGCAAAUCUAUACUAUGAGAUUAACAAAAGUUUUUUGACUUGAAAAGGAUUUUUUUUUUCAUUUAUUUCAAUGAGGUUUGGAUAAGUACCUCUAUCUCCUUUGCUUCCAGACCUUCUCCCCUGCCCCUUUUAAAAUCAAUACAUAAAUCAGUUAAUAUUAGUAGGAUACAAAUACAAAUGCUUUUCAUUAAUUUGGAGCUAACAAAUAUUACAACAAGACCUGAUAACGAUAUUGGGGAGAAGGCUGUGUCAGCUAUUUCUAUUAUAAACCUCUAAUUUCAGGGCUUUAUGAUACUGCUGUGAAAUUUUUAUUCUGGAAGGACACUUGGCAAACAGCCUGCAGUGUAUUUUUAGCAAAGUUUACAAAAAAGAAAAAAAAACAAAACCCAAAGCACUGCUUCUUUAUUUAAGGAAAAGCAAAACAAAACAUCAGUUUUCUAUUUUCAGACAUUUGUUUAUGCUCUUGUAACUUAGAGGGGUUUAUUAUUUUUCUCCAUGCUACAAUGGAGUAUGUACAAUGUCAUACUACGUACAUGACUUCAACUAAUAAAAUUAUAACAGAUAAAUUAAUGACUGAGUUUCUUUCAAGAAGCUGCUGCUAUCAAUGUGCAAUAAGUGACUUCAGGAUGUCAUAGGGAUUUUCAGGACAUGGACACUAUGUACAUAUGCUUUUCUAGCAUAAGAAGUUCUUGGUUGACCAAUGAUGCAAUACAUAUCCAAGGCUUGAAUAACUACAUUUGAGCUUACUGUGUUAAGAGUUUGUGAAUUAAGAAGUGUUACAGAUGCACUGACAUGAUAGACUACAAUGGCACCACCAGUAGGUUAAGAAUAAUGGGUCACUGUGCCUACUCUGCCCGGUGCUGCUUGGCUUUAAGUAUGUAUCCAGGUUCACUGGGAUUUGCCUUGCAUAAGGCUUCCAACACACUUCAGUGCAUUGUCAGUCUGUCAUGUCCCAUACCCUUCUCUGCAGAGCCAUGUGUUAAAAAUAUUAGAAAUAGCAAAUAAGGUAAUACUUUUAAGUGAUGUUGAAACUGAUGUGCUUAUGACUUGUGUUGCCCUGAGCUAAAAGAUCAAUGAUAAAUGAUCAUACCUUCCUCAGCUAAAAAAAGGUGUUUGGUUUGUUUUGUGGUGUUUUGUUUCAGGUUUUGCUUGUUUGUUUGUUUUUGUGGUGAGGUCUUUUAAUUACUGACCAAAGGAGGAACUGGUAUGCUAUACCAUUACACUGCAUCAGAUUUUCCUGCUCAUUGAGGUCCCAAUCCAGUAAAGCAUUUAAACUCAAUCUAAAUCAUGUGCGGAGGUACUAUUCAUGAACUAAUCAAACAAUAUGCCCAAGAGUGGGGCUUAGGUAGAGUUUUUCAUUGACUUCAAAAAAAGCUGGUUCAGAGACAUUGUAUAUAAUACAUAGAGCACAGUGACUUUUGGGAUUAUGCAGUUGAGUGUAGGUUUGCCAGCAUCAAUAAAGAUUGCACAAUCUGGACUUUCCUGUAUAAAUUGUUCCUGAGUGGUUUACAUAUAUGAUGCAAUAUAUAGGCAUAAUAGUGUGAUUGAAGAAUGCAGAAGUUGGCAAAACACUCUAUUUCUGUGAAAUUGUUACUUUGAAUGACAACCUUAAUGUCCGUUUAUCUCCUCCAUGUUUUGAAACAGUGUAUGUGUCUGCACAGCAGUUUUAUUGUAAUGUCCAUUCAAAUCUAUAGUCAGUCUAUCUGGGAAGGUGACUUUUAGGAUGUGGCUUAACAGAUCUGUUCAUUAUAUUGGUUUGAGUGGCCAUGCUUGUAAAAUGGCUGUUAAGACCCAUAGACUAAACCAGUGAAGAUGUUAACAUAAUCUGUUUUCUUCAUUGUAUUAUAAAGAAGUUUCCAUUUUUAAAUAAAAUCAAUAAAGUGUAAUCGUUUCCCUGAAAAAGAAAAUAUUUGUGCAACUUUAUCAGAAAGGAACUACCAUGGUGCAAGAACACAAGACCAUUAAACAAUUUACGUUUUGCAUUUACUGUUCAAGAUUGACAAUAAUAUAGAAAUCUAGGAUAAAAAUCUUAAAUAAGAUGAUUUUUUUGAAAGACAUAAUAAUAUAAAUUAUAAAAGGCAUGGCCUUGUGAACAAUGUUAACAAAUGUUUCAGAGUUAAUGAAACACAUCCAGAACUUGAUAAUAUCUAUAAUAUCUUUUGCAUGAUUUGUACAUUGGUAUUGUAUGAAAUGAGCACAGUGAGAUUUUAUUUUUUUUUUUUUGGUUGCAUCCAAAGAGUUAGGAAGGAAAUAACAAGAGGAAUGUAUUUAUAAUCACCCUAUUUUGAAAUAAAGAAAACAAAAUGUAUUGGUUUUACCCUGUUUCAAUCAUUACUAUUCUAGGUUAGUUUAUGACUAAGAUAGUUAUAACAUCCAGUCCAAUGUAAAACACAGAAAACCAUUGUUUAUGAAUUUUGUUUGCCUUCAGCAACAUCAAAACGUUAACCAGCAUUGACUUAAAAAGUUGUAUGCAAUGUUAAUAAAAUUGUUUGGUACUAUUGUA
Messenger RNA from Pezoporus flaviventris, 7001 nucleotides. RefSeq names its product SLIT and NTRK like family member 4 (gene SLITRK4). The record is from RefSeq and is a predicted model, not a curated record. Gene Ontology annotation, biological process: positive regulation of synapse assembly; regulation of presynapse assembly; axonogenesis. The transcript is spliced from 2 exons. The coding region runs from base 80 to 2890 and encodes 936 amino acids. Gene Ontology annotation, cellular component: membrane; glutamatergic synapse. Gene Ontology annotation, molecular function: protein binding. Lineage: Eukaryota; Metazoa; Chordata; Aves; Psittaciformes; Psittacidae.